This is a messenger RNA of Arctia plantaginis, 672 nucleotides long. NCBI's taxonomy places the organism in Eukaryota, Metazoa, Arthropoda, Insecta, Lepidoptera, Erebidae. The record is from the annotation of a GenBank genome assembly.
AUGUGCAAGUGUGUUAAGAAUACAGACUUAGAGGUAACGUUCAACAAACUCACCUCAAUAAGUCCUGAAAAUCGCCGAGCUAAUGGAAUGAGUUUUGUUCAGUCUGGUUUUUUCUUACAAUUAACAUUAAUGGCUCUGUCCUUGGAAGUGGAUUCACAAACGAGAGCUGAAAUUGAUAGAGCUAUAGGAUUUCGAGAUUCGGACAGGGAAACCAAAAGUCUUAUGCGAGAAUUGAUAUCAUCUCUACCUGUCGAUUCGGAAAUAUUAAAGUUCCGUCGAGCUUCCCGAAUGGUUGUAAUGCCUGAUUGCGUAGUAACGCCACAGUUUCGUACCGGUGCAGCCGCUGCGAUACGAAUGGACGUAGGCUCAUUUAAUGGCACUGAGAAACCUGAACAAAUCUGCACAAUUCUUAACCAGAAGAUAGAAAACGAUUCUGGAGGUGCUAUCCGCGACACCUUUGACGAAGACGAUUUGUCGGGGGGCGUCAUCGCAGUCCUGAUGACGACUUUGUACUUCCGCGCACGCUGGCGAGUGGCCCCCACUGUACUCAAUGGUACCUGGCCCUUUCAUGACGCUGACGACGCCCCCAAACGCACUGUGCGUAUGGUAAAAAUCAAUGAUAUUAUGGGGUAUGCUGAUAUGAAAGAAUGGAAUGCUGAGGUCAGUAACUAA